Messenger RNA from Saprolegnia diclina VS20, 806 nucleotides. RefSeq lists its product as hypothetical. The coding region runs from base 41 to 676 and encodes 211 amino acids. The record is from RefSeq and is a predicted model, not a curated record. The transcript has a single exon. Lineage: Eukaryota; Oomycota; Saprolegniomycetes; Saprolegniales; Saprolegniaceae.
CUGGCCCCAAAAUGGUCGAGUCAAACCCGCCUGUCUCGGGAUGCCCGAGCCAGGGCCCUCGUCCCGCGCGCGGGCGGCCAAGGCGACACCGUACGCCCGCCCCCCGCCGCGCACGGCGCUGCCGUCGAUCGCAAAGCAAGUGCCGCCGCCCUCCGGUGUCGUCCAGGCGCUGCUUGGAGACACGAGCUCCAUUGAGGCCCGUCUCGAUAAGCUCCAAGCCGACUUGCACGCGUCGUUUGCUCACCACGCAACGCGCAUGGACCGCCUCCAGCAACAGCGCGGCAUCAACACCAAGCGGAUUCUGCGACAGCGGCACGUGAGCCUGACGCUCGCGCACCUCGAGCGCGCGUCGACCGCGUUACGCGACGGAACCGAGGCUCUUUUGUGCCCGACUUGCCAUGCGUUUCGAAGAUCCGACGAUUUCCUUCCGCUGCCGGCACCGUGGACCGAGUGCCGCAUUAGCGCGAGCCAGAACCACUUUUGCCACGGCGGAACGCACGAGAUCCGAACGUCGCCGCCACCAGGAACGCCGCCGGUGGCCGCCAUUGUGUUUCAGUACCACGGCACGACGCAGCGCGUAUGCCAAUGUCCCCCCGUCGCCCCGCUACCCAAAGCGCGGCGUAUCUCGUCCAUGGACUUUCCCGACAUCCACGCGAUCGUCACGCCGCCGUCAUAACCAGUGGUCUUCGGGCCCUGAACCAAUUUGAAUCGACAACCAAGUGGUUUGAACUCGUUGAUAGCACCAUUCGCUGCAAAAUGUCUAGCAGUAACAAUGUGUCAUCGCCGUCGACAGUUGUCUUCCAGUG